AUGACAGCGACACACUCAGCUCUGACAGCGGCCACACUGAGCUCAGAGCGCGGGGAGGUGCUGUGGGCUGGCUCGGGGAGAGAUGUGAUCGUGGACAUGUCGGAGGAGAGCGGUCUCCAUGGAGACGCAACGGUGGGGCUGGAGCCACCAGAGGGUGACACUGAGCCCAGCCUGCUGCUGCAGAAGCUCAAGAGCAACGUAUCGAAACAAGUGCAGAGCAAAGUGGAGCAAAUCUUAACGGAAGUCCAGCGCUUCUCCGAUAAUGACAAACUGUACCUGUACCUCCAGCUGCCCUCGGGUCCCGGCUGCACGGACAAGAGCUGGCUGCAUGGUUUUUACAGCGCGGAGUGUGGCUCCGUGAACACCACAGAGCAGCAGCACACCUGCAACUGGAUCCGCAGCCACCUGGAAGAGCACUCAGACACGUGCCUGCCCAAACAGGAUGUCUACGAGACCUACAGGUGA
Molecule: messenger RNA, 465 nt
Organism: Knipowitschia caucasica
Lineage: Eukaryota; Metazoa; Chordata; Actinopteri; Gobiiformes; Gobiidae
Source: the annotation of a GenBank genome assembly